This is a messenger RNA of Corythoichthys intestinalis (scribbled pipefish), 3723 nucleotides long. RefSeq names its product muscle segment homeobox 2b (gene msx2b). Gene Ontology annotation, molecular function: RNA polymerase II transcription regulatory region sequence-specific DNA binding; DNA-binding transcription factor activity, RNA polymerase II-specific. The transcript is spliced from 2 exons. Lineage: Eukaryota; Metazoa; Chordata; Actinopteri; Syngnathiformes; Syngnathidae. Gene Ontology annotation, cellular component: nucleus. Bases 73 to 852 code for a protein of 259 amino acids. The record is from RefSeq and is a predicted model, not a curated record. Gene Ontology annotation, biological process: regulation of transcription by RNA polymerase II; embryonic morphogenesis.
UACAAACGCCUACACGCGACUUGACAUCACAGCAUCAACACAACGCGGACUUGAACAGGGUGGACUACGGAGAUGUCUUCCCUGGAGAACGGCAAGGAUAUGAGCGGCAGUUCCUCCGACGAGGAGAGGAAAUUUUCUUCCCCUUCGGUGCCGACGCGGCUUCGACAUCCGUUCAGCGUGGAGGCGAUCAUGUCCGGGAGGACUACGGUGGCGCGCCGCGGCGGGGAGCCAGCUCGCUGGAAGGCGGAGGCCGGAUCGGUGGCGGAGUCGCCGCCUGCGGGAUUUGGGUCCGUGUAUGUGUGCGGAGAUGCGGCCGCCCAAAGCCGGAAGAGCUACCCGACAGCGCCGCCGUCGCCGAUCAAGUCCGACACAUCCGAUCCGGAAGACUGGAUGCUCCCCUCUCAACCUCGUCAAGUCAGUCCCACCUGCCAGUUGAGAAAACACAAGUCUAACCGCAAGCCACGCACACCAUUCACCACGUCCCAGCUUCUGGCUCUGGAGAGAAAGUUCCGCCAGAAGCAGUAUCUCUCCAUCGCUGAACGGGCAGAGUUCUCGUCCUCUCUCACCCUGACGGAGACUCAGGUGAAGAUCUGGUUCCAGAACCGCCGUGCCAAAGCCAAGAGGCUACAGGAAGCAGAGCUGGAGAAACUAAAAAUGGUCGCCACGGCCAAAUCGACGCCGACGACAGCGGCGGCGCUGGUUCAGCCCGGCCUCCGGUUGCCACUGACGCUGGGCGCUAUGUCACUGUACGGACAGUCCUUAUCCGCGUAUCACCACAGAGCCAUGUUUCCCUUUUUGCCGUUAGGACUGUACACAUCUCCCCUGGGCUACAGCAUGUACCCCUUCUCAUAGGAAUGAGAUUAUCACUGACUUUAAAAUGUUUACACGGAGAUGUUUUAUUCUCCCCAUGGUGAGGAUUGUGAGACGAUUUUGGUCACCAGCUCAUGUUACUACACACUUGCACUGGACAAUCAGUUGAUAGCCAAAUGUGCCUUAUGUACACAAGAGCCUUAACACAAAGAGUUCACCCCGUUCAUCGAGGGGAUUGUGUUCCUGAUCUAACCCACAAUUGGUGAAAAUCUUUUUUAGAGAGACCAUAUGAAAUUGUGUUUUCUUAGUUUAGUUUUUUAGUCUUACUUCUACCACGUUUAAAAAGAUUUAAUUCAUUAAAGCACACUUCUGUAUGUAUUUUUAUCACGUGUUCUUGUGCUUGCUGUCUCACAGGUGUCUUAAGACGCCAAAUGGUGAAAAAAGAUGACUUGAAAGAGUAACGAACUGCUAAUCUACUGAGCGCCAGUGUUGUUAAUCUUACUGAAAAAAAGUAAUUAAUUAUAGUUACAAAUUACUUCUCCCAAAAAGUAAUUGCGUUACUAACUCAAUUACCUGAAUGUAAGAGUAAUCAGUUACUUGGCAAAGUAAUUGGUGAUAAUUACUUUUUUUUUUUUUUUUCCCUCAAAAAAAAAAAAAAACAUUGGCCACACUAUGGGAAGUUUUUUGUGGAGGUUUUUGGUACAAUUGGCCCGAGCCCAAUUCUUUACCCUAAUUUACCCUGAAUCAACUGUUAAAAGUUGUUAAAAUUGCUCCCAUUAUUGCAUUAGUUCCCUUCUCUCUACUUUCGACAUAUGAAAGUUUUAAAACUGUUUCAUCAUUUAAAGAUAGAUUCAAGUCAAGAUUUUGCCGAUUUAGAAGUAUUUUAGAUAAAAAGUUACUUAGGUUCGCGAGGAAGGUUCUCUACAACAGGGCCGUCCUAAAAAGCCUACUGCUUUAAGAUGGCGGCUGUCAUUUUGCAUCUAGUUAUAUCUAUAUACAGUACAUGUGAUAUCUACCAUGUCUACCAUAUCUACCAUAACAUGCGGGCGCAGUUUGUCCAACUAUCGGCUACAACAUGUAUUAUUCGAGCUACCUAGCAUCGCGUUUGCUCGGCGUCACAACUUUCUUGCCUCCUCCCCGCUCCUGCUUUUCGACCAAUAUAGUAACGCAUAGUAACGCAUGCCUUUCCGUCCUCAGUAACGGUAACGGCGUUGCCAAGAUGAGCUAAGUAAUUAAUUAGAUUACCCACUACUGAAAAAAAUAACGCCGUUAGUAACGCCGUUAUAUUGUAACGCCGUUAUUAACAACACUGCUGAGCGCACAUGUCAAACAAGAACAAUCUAUUGAUUGAGGACUUGUAUCCUAAAAAAAACAGGAAAUUCUCCUCAUUCGUAUAUCAAGGUACAGCUGUCAGCGAUAGACAAAAUCUAUUUGAGCCGGAAGCUUGUGUGUUGUGGUAGAAGAAAGUAAAAGGAAAAUUUAGAACACCAAGGGGCAGUUUACAUGGCGACUCUGCGACACAAAGACGCAAUGACUGAGUAGCGGACUCGCUUCGCCUGCAUAUGGUGUCGGUGAAGACGGAAGGCGAAGACUAAAAUUUCUGAAUCCUGCCUCCAAAGUGGAAGAAUCCGAUUGCGGGGGAUUGAGGGGGGCUUCCUCAGCAUGCAUAUCAAAGGCUCCCACGGCGCGAGACCACGCCGUUAACGUCAGCACUCGUACACGUCACAUAGGGCGUGCGCAGUGUUGCUACUAAACAUUAAAAACAGCAAAUAUGGCGGAAUGUUGGCUUUAAUUUACUGUUUUAAUAAUAUUUUUAAAUUAAAUAUGUUGAAUGUUUCAAUUUUUGUGCCUUUUUGAACAAAAGAAAAAUGCCAUUGCUUCGAGUGGGCGGGCAUAUUUUUUUCCGGGCUGAGGGAGUUUGGUGAGGUCAAAGUGCAUCAUUCUUUGUCGCCCUGUAAAUCUGCACUGCCCCCUAGGGCUUGGCAUGCAUCGUUUUCAUGCGGAAUUGCGACAUUGUUCGAAUGGAGACGCAAAUGCAAAUUUGAAAUUUUUCGUAUUCUCGGAGAGUCACCAUGUAAACGGCCCCCAAGUUGAGGCGAUAUCAAUCCACUCCAUGUUGAACUGGAAACGAUCAUUGGACGCCUAUCACCGUCAAUUGCAGUGAAACAUGAUCCCUCAAACGUCAAUCAUAGCCAUUGAGUUAAAUACAUGGAUCUAAACCAUUUAAUCUUGUCCUACAGAAGUACGCCAGCUAUGCUAACAUGAAACAUCUUAAACGGGUCAAGGGUUUUUAGCGUUGAGUACUUGUAAACCUUCAAGCAACUGCUACUAACAUAGAGACUGAGCGACAACACAUAUAAACAGAGCAUACAGCAAUACCCACAGGCAAAAUUCAGCUAGCCUCUGAGUGAUCAACAGUUAUGACUAGAACUAUUUUUGAACUUCAUUUUUCUGUAAUUCUUGCACUAGACCUCAGUGCUGACUGACAUCUCGCAGCCCGAUGUGGUACGACACUUAAGGAACGUCACUGCAUUCAGACUUAACCGUAUGUUGUUAAAAUCCUUCCAAAACAAUCACUUAAUUAAAAGUAUGAACCUAAAACAUCAAGGAACACUGUGGUACGGAUGCCUGACAGUUUCAGCUUCAACACCAAAUAAAAACUUUAAUACGCCUAUUUUUAUCUUAUGCUUCUCAUUAUAGUUAUCCUAAACACAGUUUUAUAUGAUCUUUCAUUAUGGCUUUAACCACCCCAGCAAUGCAACAUGGUGGCCUUAAACCUAUUAAUUCUCUGGAACUGUGGGGAUUGUAUAAGUGACUUUAUAUAUAUUUAUGAUUUUAUGCGAGUAUGUGGUAUGAGUGAUAUAGUUGUAUGGUCCUUGAACGUCCCUUUAAAAGGGACCGUUUACGCAUAUU